Molecule: messenger RNA, 1416 nt
Organism: Triticum aestivum (bread wheat)
Lineage: Eukaryota; Viridiplantae; Streptophyta; Magnoliopsida; Poales; Poaceae
Exons: 1
Coding region: 464-1261 (265 amino acids)
Source: RefSeq, a predicted model, not a curated record
ACUAUGCUAGAUACUGCGGUAAAUUAUUAAGACUGGAACCAACCAAUGUCGGGCCAUGUGUAGAAACUAGAAAGGAACAAUUAACCGUAGUCAAAUCCGCGGGGAAUGUUCUCGCAGGCUGCUGGUUGAUGAAGCAACCAAACCAAUUGGAGUUGAAUAAUGGCCCCAAUUUCAUGAAGUACACGUGCUCAACAUUUUAACAACCACGGAGCUAGCUUUUGUACGUACGCGUAUUCUUUCUUUGUACUCGUUAUAGUUUAUGGUUUAUACGUGCUCAUCAUCUCAACAAAGCUUAAAGCAGCUGUCGCUGUACACGCCUAGCUAGUGUACUACAUAUACGCCACACUAAGUGUGCUUCUGACUCCUCACUUCACUCCUCAGUCUUCACCAUCUACUCAUCGAUCACCACCAGUGUAUCUCCAUCUCGCUGGAAAGCCUCCAUACCUGUAAAAGAUUCAUUAGAAUGGCGGCGGAGUCUGCCUGGUGCUGGCCGUGGCUCGGCUCCGGCGCGGCGUGUUUCCUCUUCUUCAACGUCGUCGUCGGCGCCGUGGCCGUCUUGUCCUGGGCGCAGGGCGGCGACGAGCAGGUGGCUAGGCGGAGGAGGCUCACCCGGAGCGCGUCGUCCAUGGUCAUGGAGCGCCUCCGCUCCAUGUCCGUCUUCGCCGCCUUCCACUCCGUGCCCGAGCACGACUACGACAGCGGCCUCACGCCGCCGGCGUCGCCGUCGCAGCUCCACCACGUGCAAGAGUACUACACGUCGUCGCAAGAAGAGGGAGGAGAGGAGAUCAGGCACGCGGUGAGGCCAGAGCCGACCCUGCCGGCCGGAGAAAGCAUGACGGCAACGGUGGCUCCGUCGACACAGAGUGCUCCUGGUGCAGCAGCCGAAGCGGGACUGCGUUCAGCGGCUUCGAUGUCAGGGAGCGACAAGGCAGGAGCAGAGACGCGGACGGAGACGUCUAGAUGCUUGGGAGACGCGUGCACAGCAGUAGCGUUAGCGUUCCGGCAGCGAGACGCGCCGGCGCCGGAGCCAACGCCAGCCACGGCGGCCGCCAAGGGUGCUACGACGGAGAAGCUGAGGAAGCGGGAGCCGGCGAAGGUGGCGGAGAUCGUCGAGCGGCGCGCGUACGCGGAGGUAGAAGAGAAGGCGGAGGUGAACGCGCGGGCCGAGCGGUUCAUCCGGCAGUUCCGGGAGGAGCUCAAGCUGGAGCGCAUCAAAUCCAUGCUCAACCAGAGCGCCGCCGCCGCCGCAUCGGCACGGUAGCUAUUGCCGUUCAUGGUUCGCCGGCGCAUCGCGACUGCUCUAGUGCCUUUUCUAGUUUUGUUAGCGUGGUCUACUAGAAAAUGUUGGUUUCUUUGUUUCGAUCUAUAUGUAUGCUUCCCUAGGCGAGUUGAAAACACAACCUUUUUCUUUCUCUC